UAUUUAUAAAAUCAGCUGCUGUCGGACAACCCCCAGGCCAAUCAUGGAACCAUCUUCUGUGUUAUAUCAUAUGAUCAUCGGUAAAAACGGUAGACACAGUGUGAACACACCCAGCUUAUACAUGCUCAGUCAGUGCUUGACAGGGCUAGCUGCAGCUCGUAGCGACGUCCUUACUGUGACUGUCGAGUGAAAUAUUACGGAAAAGCAGGUCUUCGCCAUCAUAAUGCCGACAACUGAUUGGUUUUGCUUUCGGAAAUACAGUUUUCCAAACAGCUAAUAGCGCGUUUGUGCGCAAACUUAGAUAAGACGCUUGGAUACUCGCCAUGGCAGACCGACGCAGAGGAACACCUGGAUAUGAUGAGGACUUCACAUAUGUCAGUCCAGUUGUAAAAUAUCUACUGUUCACAUUUAAUUUUAUAUUUUGGAUAAUCGCUCUAGUGAUGGUGUCAAUCGGCAUGUACGCUCGCAUGACGAAACAUGCAGAGGCAGCACUGGCCUGCUUGACAGUGGACCCCUCUAUAAUGCUGAUGGUCGUGGGGGUUCUCAUGUUCAUCCUCACCUUCUGUGGCUGUGUGGGUGCCCUGCGGGAAAAUAUCUGCCUCCUGCAGACAUUCUGUAUCUCCCUGACAGUGAUCUUCAUACUCCAGCUCAUCGCUGGGAUCCUGGGCUUCAUAUUCUCAGAUACGGCUCGAAGUAAAGUGACUGACAUGAUCAACAAUGCCAUCAUCCACUACAGAGAUGAUAUUGACCUGCAAAACCUUAUUGACUUUGGGCAGAUGGAGUUUGACUGCUGUGGCGGUGUGAUGUACACUGAUUGGUCCCAGAACAUGUAUUUCAACUGCAACAUCGUUAACCCCAGUACAGAACGUUGCUCUGUCCCCUUCUCCUGCUGUAUCAUAUCAAAAGAGAAGGUGGUCGUCAACACGAUGUGUGGUAAAGGCAUGCAGGAACUGGUGUACCAUGAAGCUGGAAACCACAUCAACACCAAUGGCUGCAUAGACAAAAUGGUUAACUGGAUUCACAGCAACCUGUUCCUCCUCGGAGGAGUUGCACUGGGACUGGCUAUACCUCAGCUGGUUGGCAUCCUCCUGUCUCAGAUUCUGAUCAAUCAGAUCAAAGACCAGAUUGAGCUUCAAAACUACAACUUCAAUCACCGCUCUGACCCAUGGAAUUGACCCGGGGCAGACUAGACCAGAUUGUGAUGAACAGCACCAGAAGAAUGGUGACCCCUGAAACUGCAGGAAGAUGAGUAGAACUAUGUAUGCCAGGUCUAUGAAAAAACGUCAGUCUGGUAUGAGCAUUCACCUCUCAUUCUGCUUGGAUUAAAAAAAAUACACACAAAACCCAAAUUAGACAAACGUGUGGACAAACCAAUAAUGUGCUUUCAAUUACUUGGAAGUAAGUACACCCAAAGGGAACAGAUGGAGAAAUAGGACUCUGUCGCCACCUACUGGACAUAGGUCAUGCUUGCAUUUAUCAAACACCGCACAUCACAUUUAUAAACAUUUCACUCCCAAGCAGGGGCAGAGGGGGUAUUUGGUGCUUGGGGUCAUAUUGACCAAGUCAUAUUUCACUUUAUUAGGAACUGCAGUCAGUAUAAUCUACAGCAAGUGCUAUUUUAUCAUUACUCUUAUGAAGAUGCCAAAUAGGAAUGAGAGUAAGAACAUCCAUGUAUCCUUAUUCCUACAAAUGCUAACUAACUAAAAAGGGAAUAGUAUUUUGUCAAACUGAUUGUUUUGCAGACUGGAAUGUCUUCUUCAUGGACAGCAAGGCUGCUUAUUGUUGCAAGCACGUGUGGGGUGAUUCUGACAAUUGAUAUUUGGUGCUUUUAUUCAUGUUAUCAAAGUGAAUCUUAUAAUCUGCAUUUUUUUUUUUUUUUUUACUUUGUAGUCUAGUGUGUUAAACGGCCAUGCCAGCAGACACGUUACAUUUCUGAAGAUAAAAGCAUGAGCAAUGCACCUACACCACUUGGGAUCAGAUUUUCAACACUUUCACAAGCCAAUUUGUUAAAAUAAACAUUUGCCUGUGGAUACCAGAAAUGCCUUGUACCACUGUUAUUUUGUAAUAAACUUUUUUU
Monopterus albus (swamp eel) is the source of this 2077-nucleotide messenger RNA. RefSeq names its product tetraspanin 33a (gene tspan33a). Gene Ontology annotation, cellular component: plasma membrane. The record is from RefSeq and is a predicted model, not a curated record. The coding region runs from base 324 to 1175 and encodes 283 amino acids. Lineage: Eukaryota; Metazoa; Chordata; Actinopteri; Synbranchiformes; Synbranchidae. The transcript has 8 exons.